Messenger RNA from Linum trigynum, 2203 nucleotides. Lineage: Eukaryota; Viridiplantae; Streptophyta; Magnoliopsida; Malpighiales; Linaceae. The record is from the annotation of a GenBank genome assembly.
GAGAAGGAAGAUAUUAUGCAACAUGGCGAAGAGCAAGGACGAUAUCAAGUACGCGACGGCGCAGGCGAAGUUAUCUGAAGACGAGGCGCUGCGGAUUCGGUACAAGCACGGCACACCGUUGGAAGGCGGCAAGAUAGCUGACUCUCAGCCGGUGGAAUUGUUCUCUGGUGCUCAUAGAGUCGCCGAUGCUAACGCUGAUGAAAGGGAUCCCUCCGGCGGUGGUCAGUCCCAGCUGGAUCGCCCGCGUGGCGGUGUCGCCGGGGAGAAAGGUACCGAUCUUCCUACCGGAGCAGGGUGAUGGUGAAUCGGGAUAACUUUGCCGGCUAGCUGAGUUCUUAGUUUAGCUGUCUUUUCCCUUGUUUGGAGUUUGUUAUCGAAGUAAAUAAGUGUUUGUUUGUGACAAUUACUUGAAUAAAAGAACACUAGAUAUUGGCCCGGCCUGUUGGCCGGAGACAUCGAUGGUGGUUAUUGAAUAAAGUUGUAUAUUUCUUGUAAUUGGUUUAUUUAUGUUGAGCAUACAAUAUGUCGUUAUAUCAAUUUGUAGUAGGAAUAGCGAUGGGCAGGUUUGGGGUGAGUAUUUCGAUGCCCAUACAUGCCCCAUGGCAGGUUGGGUCCAUGCCGAGUAAUUUAUUACGGGGCGCGGGUCGUGGCAGGUCGACCCAAUGGGUAUGUAAUUUAUGUCAAAAAUAUUAGAAAUAUUAGUUAUUCUCAUUAAAAGACCAAGAAAAAAACCAUAAUAUGAUAAAAUCUAGUUAAAUUAUUGAAAAAAUUGAGGUUUUCAAUUAAUUACAACUUUAUUAUAGCUAAAAUAUAAUGUAAUAAGAGGAGAAUCCUAUGUAAUUUAGGCAAGAACGGGUCGAGAAUGGGGCGGGUCAGGGCAGGUCGGGUCGAUGAGAGAUACCCAUGCCCGCCCCGCCCCAAAAACAGGCCACACAGGCCGGGUAAAUCGGGUCAGGUCGAAAUUGUCAUCCCUAAUUUGUAGUAGUUAUUGUCACUGUAUUAGAAAUUUUGACAAAGCUGAUCAUUUAGUGACAUAAAAGCCUCUCUUCUCGUCGGAUUAAUUAGCUAGUGACCGACGCAUUUGAUUGUUUCAUCUAAAGUUUAUUGUGUUGUAUUCUUUUGAUAGGUAACCACAAUAAAAAAAUUACUUGUAGUUAGCCGAAUUAUUUAGGCAAGUACUCAAACUAUUCUUAUGUCGAUUAACUCUUACGUCGAUUUUAAAAGGUUUGACUAUAUUUUGAAAAAAACAACACUAAAAGGUUUGGUUAUUAAAUUGUUUGUAAAAAAAAAAAUUACUAACAAAGUAAGGCAAAACAAAGUAUAACUUAAAUUAAAGUCAAUGAAAAAAACAUGAGAGUUGCUUUUCAAUGAUACAUAUACACUCAAUUUUCACCAUAAAAAAUGUUAUCGUCAGAAGCCUGGACUUAAGAUCUCUAAGUGCGCUAAUGCCUUAAAACAAUUCGUCUUUUUUUUAUCAGUUUAAAAACAAUUUGUCUUUGAUGUCUAUUAAAUUGGGGGGGGGGGGGGGGUACUUGGUCAAUUCCUUAAGUUGUAAGCUCACGAAAUCAAUAUGUCUACAGUUACACUCACCUUGAUGAUAUUAAAGUUCAAACAAUUGAAACUAAAAACAAAAUAUUACCAAGAUGUUAUGAUUCGAUGAUAGUAAAAAUCACAAUGACAAAAAGGACAUAUGUUUUCAAUGAUGCACCAAGAGAAAAGCUUAAUAGGAGAGAACAAAAUUGUCACAAUCCUAAAGGGCCUAAAUUAUCAGGCUAAAAUCCUCGAAUUGUGGACCAUGGUCAAUCUUCUCAUAAACUAUGGUUAUCAAUUUUGCCGUUUCAAAGUUCCCCAUGGUCGAUUUUGAAAGAAAAAGUCGUUCAAUAUGAUCAGUCAUUCUCUUGAGAAGAUUUAUCAUUCAUAGAAAGAUAGAGAGAGAUAGAGAAUUGAAAAUGGCAGAGUCCUUCUCUAAACUCCACCAAUAAGGCCAUGGAAGAAUCAAAAUUGUCAUUCCCAAAUCCUAGACCUAUGAACCUCACUAAUCCUUAACUCUGAAUUAUGCUAUCAUUAGCUUCUGAAACUGAAACUGAAAAGAAAAGGCAUAUCAUCAAGCACCCAUGUCCAAGGCUGGAAGUUUGGUACCGGUAUUUGGGAUAUACCGAAUUUGUCUAUAUUUAGUAUUACCGAAUACACGUAUUAUUUUGUG